Molecule: messenger RNA, 663 nt
Organism: Sungouiella intermedia
Lineage: Eukaryota; Fungi; Ascomycota; Pichiomycetes; Serinales; Metschnikowiaceae
Source: the annotation of a GenBank genome assembly
AUGAACAGAUCACCUCCUACCCAAAAUGCUCCGCCAUCUAUUGUGGCUAGUCAGAUCCCAAUGGACUCACUAGAACUCAUCCGUAAUCGACUCAAUCAGGUACUCCAGUCGCUACGCAAGCUUUCAGAACAGAUAACAUAUACUCAGAGAAAUCCAAAGGCGAAAUUGCCCAGCUACCUGAGUCUUCUGAGCCAAUUCCAGGUAUUGAUCACGCAGCUUCAAACCAUUGUGGCCCAACUAGAUGCCAAUGACGAGAUACUACGGUCCACUAAUGUGUAUCCUCUUCCAUCAUUUCCCACUACUCAACAAGAAGGUUUAGUGACUACACUUUUACGGAAGAAGCCACUACCUGAAGUGGACGAAUGGAUUGAUGCUGCUAUUAAUGAGAGUAAUGGUUUCCGUCUUCCUAUACAGAAAGAUGACGAGUUUGCAGAAUGGUGCCAUUCCAAGGUGAAAGAACUUGAGGAGAACUUUAACUUUGAUGGAUUUCAUUCUGAAGCCGAAUUGGCAUAUCUAGAGACAGAAGAGGGUAAAGCAGAGCAGCAGAAAAAAAAGGCUGCCGAGGUAGAGAGAGACAAUAAGCAGAAGUCUAUUGUGGGAAGCAAACCUGCGCUCAAACCAAAUGUGGUGCUCAAGUUCAUGAAUAGAGGAGUUCUCGACUAG